GGCGCCAGCUCCGGGAGCCCAGCGGAGCCAGCCGGGCGCCUAGGGCGCGCACAGCCCGCGGCCGCGUCGGCGAUGCCGGGCCGCCCCGUGCCCGCCCCAGUCCCGGCCCCGGCCCCCGCGGAAAGGGGCUGAGCCGCCCGCCGCCGCCCGGAUGGCGAGCCUAGCCGCGCUCGCCCUCAGCCUGCUCCUGCGUCUGCAGCUGCCGCCGCUGCCCGGCGCCGGGGCACAGAGCGCCGCAGGCGGCUGUUCCUUCGAUGAGCACUACAGCAACUGCGGUUACAGCGUGGCCCUGGGGACCAAUGGGUUCACCUGGGAGCAGAUCAACACGUGGGAGAAGCCAAUGCUGGACCCGGCCGUGCCCACAGGGUCCUUCAUGAUGGUGAACAGCUCCGGGAGGGCCUCCGGCCAGAAGGCCCACCUCCUCCUGCCGACCCUCAAGGAGAACGACACGCAUUGCAUCGACUUCCACUACUACUUCUCCAGCCGCGACAGGUCCAGCCCCGGGGCCUUGAAUGUCUACGUGAAGGUGAAUGGCGGGCCCCAGGGGAACCCCGUCUGGAACGUGUCCGGCGUGGUCACCGAGGGCUGGGUGAAGGCAGAGCUGGCCAUCAGCACCUUCUGGCCACACUUCUACCAGGUGAUAUUUGAAUCCGUCUCUUUGAAAGGUCAUCCUGGCUACAUCGCCGUGGACGAGGUCCGGGUCCUCGCUCAUCCGUGCAGAAAAGCGCCUCACUUUCUGCGGCUCCAGAACGUCGAGGUGAACGUGGGGCAGAACGCCACGUUCCAGUGCAUUGCUGGCGGGAAGUGGUCUCAGCACGACAAGCUUUGGCUCCAGCAAUGGAACGGCAGGGACACAGCCCUUAUGGUGACCCGCGUGGUCAAUCACAGGCGCUUCUCGGCCACGGUCAGCGUGGCAGACACUGCCCAGCGGAGCGUGAGCAAAUACCGCUGCGUGAUCCGCUCGGACGGUGGCUCCGGAGUGUCCAACUACGCGGAGCUGAUCGUGAAAGAGCCUCCCACGCCCAUUGCGCCCCCAGAGCUGCUGGCUGUCGGGGCCACGUACCUGUGGAUCAAGCCCAACGCCAACUCCAUCAUCGGGGAUGGCCCCAUCAUCCUGAAGGAGGUGGAAUACCGCACCACCACCGGCACCUGGGCUGAGACCCACAUAGUGGACUCUCCCAACUAUAAGCUGUGGCACCUGGACCCCGACGUGGAGUAUGAGAUCCGGGUUCUGCUUACACGGCCGGGAGAGGGGGGCACAGGGCCACCGGGGCCUCCACUCACCACCAGGACCAAGUGCGCAGACCCCGUGCACGGCCCGCAGAACGUGGAGAUCGUGGACAUCCGAGCCCGGCAGCUGACCCUGCAGUGGGAGCCCUUUGGCUACACGGUGACCCGCUGCCACAGCUACAACCUCACGGUGCAGUACCAGUACGUGUUCAACCAGCAGCAGUACGAGGCCGAGGAGGUCAUCCAGACCUCCUCCCACUACACCCUGCGGGGCCUGCGGCCCUUCAUGACCAUCCGGCUGCGGCUCCUGCUGUCCAACCCUGAGGGCCGGAUGGAGAGCGAGGAGCUGGUGGUGCAGACGGAGGAGGAUGUUCCAGGAGCUGUCCCUCUGGAGUCCAUCCAAGGAGGGCCCUUCGAGGAGAAGAUCUACAUCCAGUGGAAACCUCCCAACGAGACCAACGGGGUCAUCACGCUUUACGAGAUCAACUACAAGGCUGUGGGCUCCCUCGACCCGACUGCCGACCUCUCCAGCCAGAGGGGGAAAGUGUUCAAGCUCCGGAAUGAAACCCACCACCUCUUCGUGGGUCUGUACCCAGGGACCACCUACUCCUUCACCAUCAAGGCGAGCACGGCAAAGGGCUUCGGGCCCCCUGUCAGCACGAGGAUCGCCACCAAAAUUUCAGCUCCGUCGAUGCCCGAGUACGACACAGACACCCCGCUGAACGAGACGGACACGACCAUCACGGUGAUGCUGAAGCCUGCUCAGUCCAGGGGAGCCCCCGUCAGUGUUUAUCAGCUGGUUGUCAAGGAGGAGAGACUGCAGAAAUCACGGCGGGCGGCCGACAUCAUUGAGUGCUUUUCGGUGCCUGUGAGCUACAGGAACGCCUCCAGCCUCGACUCUCUGCACUACUUCGCUGCUGAGCUGAAGCCCGCCAACCUGCCCGUCACUCAGCCCUUUACAGUGGGCGACAACAAGACAUACAAUGGCUACUGGAAUCCCCCUCUUUCCCCUCUGAAAAGCUACAGUAUCUACUUCCAAGCACUCAGCAAAGCCAAUGGCGAAACAAAGAUCAACUGUGUCCGCCUGGCUACGAAAGCACCAAUGGGCAGCGCCCAGGUGACCCCGGGGACUCCACUCUGCCUCCUCACCACAGGUGCCUCCACCCAGAACUCUAACACCGUGGAGCCAGAGAAGCAGGUGGACAACACCGUGAAGAUGGCUGGAGUGAUCGCUGGCCUCCUCAUGUUCAUCAUCAUCCUCUUGGGCGUGAUGCUCACCAUCAAAAGGAGAAGAAAUGCUUAUUCCUACUCCUAUUACUUGAAGCUGGCCAAGAAGCAGAAGGAGACACAGAGUGGAGCGCAGAGGGAGAUGGGGCCCGUGGCCUCGACCGACAAACCCACCACCAAGCUCAGCACUGGCCGCAAUGACGAAGGGUUCUCCUCUAGCUCUCAGGACGUGAAUGGAUUCACAGAUGGCAGCCGCGGAGAGCUGGCCCAGCCCACGCUCACGAUCCAGACUCACCCCUACCGGGCCUGCGACCCCAUGGAGAUGAGCUAUCCCCGUGACCAGUUCCAGCCCGCCAUCCGGGUGGCCGACCUGCUGCAGCACAUCACGCAGAUGAAGAGAGGCCAGGGCUACGGCUUCAAGGAGGAAUAUGAGGCCUUACCGGAGGGGCAGACAGCUUCGUGGGACACAGCCAAAGAGGAUGAAAAUCGCAAUAAGAAUCGAUACGGAAACAUCAUAUCCUACGACCAUUCCCGGGUGAGGCUGCUGGUGCUGGAUGGAGACCCACACUCCGACUACAUCAACGCCAACUACAUCGAUGGAUACCAUCGACCUCGGCACUACAUUGCAACUCAAGGUCCAAUGCAGGAGACCGUGAAGGACUUUUGGAGGAUGAUCUGGCAGGAGAACUCAGCCAGCAUCGUCAUGGUCACCAACCUCGUGGAGGUGGGCAGGCACCCAGCGGAACACACUGUGGGAAAUGCCACUCUAGGCCGCUCGGCGUCCCCCGGAAUGGUAAAGUGUGUGCGAUACUGGCCGGAUGACACGGAGGUCUAUGGCGACAUUAAAGUCACCCUGAUUGAAACAGAGCCCCUGGCGGAAUACGUCAUACGCACCUUCACGGUCCAGAAGAAAGGCUACCAUGAGAUCCGGGAGCUCCGCCUCUUCCACUUCACCAGCUGGCCCGACCACGGCGUCCCCUGCUAUGCCACUGGCCUCCUGGGCUUUGUCCGCCAGGUCAAGUUCCUCAACCCUCCUGAAGCUGGGCCCAUCGUGGUCCACUGCAGUGCUGGAGCCGGGAGGACCGGCUGCUUCAUCGCCAUCGACACCAUGCUCGACAUGGCCGAGAACGAAGGGGUGGUGGACAUCUUCAACUGCGUGCGCGAGCUCCGGGCCCAAAGGGUCAACCUGGUGCAGACGGAGGAGCAGUACGUGUUCGUGCACGACGCCAUCCUGGAAGCGUGCCUCUGCGGCAACACCGCCAUCCCCGUGUGCGAGUUCCGCUCCCUCUACUACAACAUCAGCAGGCUGGACCCCCAGACCAACUCCAGCCAAAUCAAGGACGAGUUUCAGACCCUCAACAUUGUGACGCCCCAUGUGCGACCCGAGGACUGCAGCAUCGGGCUCCUGCCUCGGAACCACGAUAAGAACCGGAGCAUGGAUGUCCUGCCUCUGGACCGCUGCCUGCCCUUCCUCAUCUCGGUGGACGGGGAAUCCAGCAACUACAUCAAUGCGGCGCUGAUGGACAGCCACAAGCAGCCCGCCGCCUUCGUGGUCACGCAGCACCCGCUACCCAACACCGUGGCGGACUUCUGGAGGCUGGUGUUCGAUUACAACUGCUCCUCCGUGGUGAUGCUGAACGAGCUGGACACUGCCCAGCUGUGCAUGCAGUACUGGCCUGAGAAGACCUCCGGCUGCUACGGGCCCAUCCAGGUGGAGUUCGUCUCCGCGGACAUCGACGAGGACAUCAUCCACAGGAUAUUCCGCAUCUGCAACAUGGCUCGGCCGCAGGACGGGUACCGUAUAGUCCAGCACCUUCAGUACAUCGGCUGGCCUGCCUACCGAGACACGCCGCCUUCCAAGCGCUCUCUGCUCAAAGUGGUGCGGCGGCUGGAGAAGUGGCAGGAGCAGUACGACGGGCGGGAGGGGCGCACAGUGGUCCACUGCCUAAACGGGGGAGGCCGCAGCGGGACCUUCUGCGCCAUCUGCAGCGUGUGUGAGAUGAUCCAGCAGCAAAACAUCAUCGACGUGUUCCACAUCGUGAAGACGCUGCGGAACAACAAGUCCAACAUGGUGGAGACGCUGGAACAGUAUAAAUUUGUAUACGAGGUGGCACUGGAAUAUUUAAGCUCCUUUUAGCCUGACGGGACGGGGAACCUGCCGGAGUCCCGAGGCCACUGCCCUCACGCCCCCUUUCCUGUGAUGGCAGCCACUGCGCUCAGGGGCUGAGAGGCGGCGCCCUGCCCAGCGCAAGGAGAAGACUGGAGGUCCCGUGUUCCGCGGUGGGCUCUGCACCUUCCCAGGGGCCUCCCGCAGCUGCGGCAGGUGCAGCUCUGAAAGGCCCAGGCUUCCCUGGCACACCCUACCAGCCACAGACACGGACCCGCACACCAGUGUCCCCAUAACAAGGCCCCAGACUUCCCAGCUCCCCGACCUCUUGCUUCUGCUCUUUCUGAGUGUGUGACCCUCACAGCCAGCCGACGGCGCAGGUGCCGGGAGAGGCAGGCUCGCAGCACCUCCCCGGCCCUGCGUCUCCUGGGCAGUGGGGCAGGUGUACCUCCUGCUCCACACUGUCAUGGCGAUGAUUGGGCCCUUGUGGUCCCUGCCCUACUGCCAUCUGCAGUCUCCUUCAGUGCCCUCUGGCCCCAGACACCUGGACCCCGUGACCUGGGGGUGUCCCGAGAGCACAGCGGAGGCCCCCAUCCUGUCACCUAACCUGCAUGGAGCUUGGCCACUAGCGUUCUGUACCCCUCCCCCAGCCUGGGCCUUGACCUUCUCCCCUCACUGGCCAGCCUGCUGGGUCCACAGCACUCUGGAUAAAGGUUUUCUCUGCUUGUUUGUGGUCAGUGGGAGGGGGUGGACCCGCAGGAAGCCUGGCUCUUCCUGGUCUUUGUGCCAAGGGGCCACCGCUCUGGGGCAGGGCUCUUACAGACCCUUGGGUGGCAGCUCCUUUGGGAGGGACGACAGGAUAAGAUUUGAUUAUUUUCCAAAGUAUAUAUUAAAAGAAACUUUCUUUGGGGGGAUGUAAAAUCUAAGUCUCUUAUGUUAAAAAAAAAGGCGGGGAAGGAGGUUUGGUUGUGCAGCUGUAAGACAAGUCUCUCAGACCUGUGAUCGGUCAGUGUCCUCGGAAGGUCCCACGCGGGGACAGCACAGCCACUGAGCGGGGCACAGCCGGGCCGGGCUGACGGCAGCUCCCAGGUUUCUGGGGCAGAUCAGGUACCAGCUUUCAGCAUCACCUUGGGUGUCCAAACUCGAGCUGCUUCCUGGGAAACGCAGCUGGUGUCUUGAAAGCGGCCAGGUGCACCGAGGUCUGCUUUGGUUCAAAACAGGCCCAGGGGCUCUCGGCUGGAAAGCCAGGGUCCUGCCCGAAGCGUGGGUGGCAGGGAACCAACACCCGCUGUAUGCCAGGCGCGACACCCUCCCCGUGGCUUCUUACUCACCCUUAGAGCCCACAUGGGAGAGCCCGGAACCUUCCAUCAGCUCCACGCAACACCUGAGGAAACGGAGGCAUCUUCCUCAGGGAUGAGGUUCUGGGUCCCAAAAAGGUAGAUAAUGGUGAUAAGGCUUAAUUUCUCCUUGUUUCCUUCAUCCUUUCUCAGCCAAGCAGUUAUUUCAUGGAGGGAAAAUAAGGCCAGACACUUCUGAGCAGAGAACUCUGCAGACAGAAACGCAAUUCAUCCUUUCUGACGCCAGGUCUGCUGGGAGGCACAGGGUUUCGGGCGGAUUUUAGUCCCUCACUCCCAGCUCCCCGGGAGAACUGGUUUCAUCUAACAACUUCUUAGCCAGUGGAAACCAUCCCCUGUCCUUGCAGACAAUGAGGUCUGUCGAGUGGCCUCUUGCAGGCACCUUGGUUCCAUAUGGACUGCCCCAGGGUGGCCUGGGACGGGGCAGCUCCAACUUGAAGCUGGUCCCCCACCAGACAGGGCCCAAGGGGCACAGAACCCAAUCGGUGCAGUGUCCUCCCUUACCUUGCGCUGGGGAGAGGGAACCCCAGUGCCGCGUAAGAGUGUCACGGGAGCCGAGGAGCAAGGGAGACUCCCCUAGGGCUUCCUAGAGCAUAUGACAUCUCCCCCCAAAAAAGGAAGGAAAGGAAAUUCAGGCCAAGGGAGCAGCAUGGGCAGUGGCCAGGAGGCACGAAAAACCCCGGGGGCGGGGGCAGGGGCAGCACGCAGGGAGGUCGGCGCUCCUGGAAGACAGGAGAGGCGCCGAGGUCAGGGAGACAGACACCUUGCCGACAGUGCCAGCUCUGCCCUGUGGGCCCCAGGGAGCUCGGGGGGAUGCGCUUAGCUCGGUGUUGGAGGAGGUCCCUCUGGGGCUGGGGCGCCGCCUCUCUCCCCCUCAUCAGACACUGUGAAAACAUUCCCUUCAGCGUGUACUCUUCAAUAUCACAGCUAUUUGUCUGUCUGCUCAUUACUUUGUUGCUGGAACAAAAUACGCAGUGCAUCAGGAGAUUCUGCUUCUGCGAGAGACUCGGGGUCUCUGCGCUGCCACGGAGCGGGGUGACCCAGCCGGAGCCCACGGGAGGGGACAUGAAAGGGGACCACAGAAACCGCUCCCCUCGGCAUGGGCUGGGGAGCUGUCUGGAAGUCCAGGGACACCAGACUUGAUCAAGGGAGGGCUGUCGCUUUGGAGGUUCAAAAGGAAGCAUCUCAAAGCAAAAGGAGGCAAAAGAGCCCCACGACCGACCAAGUCCUCUGCUUUCGUGCGCCCUUUCCCUGGUGAGGCAGAGCCGGUCCCCAGGCUCCGUGCCCACUGGUCCCUCUGGCGCCCCCGGCUCCCAUCCACCGCUCCGAUGGCGUUCCCCCAGCCUUCAAAGAGCCUAGGGCAGAGCAGGUCACCCCGUUAUCCGCCCUGUUCUCAGAUCUGGGUUCCUCCGCACCGAGUGAGGGGGUGAGGCUACCUAACACACACCCUGGGAUUUCCUCUGCUGGGGAAGGGGCACAAUGGCUGGCAGGGAAAAAAUGACAGUGGCUUUUAUCCUUUCAAAUUGUAGGAAUUUAAAGUGUGACUUUAGGGAGAAGGGAAAUUAUAGAAAUUCAGGCCAUGGCAGGGUAACCCAAGGGCCAGCGACAGUUCUUGCAGCUUGUCCCUUCAUUUCCUCCCAACACAACCACCUUCCGAGACGCCAGGGCGGUGAACAGGUCUCAGGCCAGUUUACAAGGAAGAAACUGAGGCUCAUAGGGUGGGGGGCGGGGAGAUGCCCUCCCUGAGAUCCCACAUGGCAAGUACAUGGCAGGGCCUGGAUGAGAGGGGGCACUGGUGCCCAAGAAUCUGGACUGGAUCAGUCACCACCUCCCCCAAGAUAUCUUCCCACCCUCCCCCUACUCCCCCACCCACACUUCCAGGGCGGGCUCACCUUUAUGGAUGCAGAGGAAAAUAGUUCAAAUGCUCUCUGAGUCUCCCAGCUGGCACUAGCCCUGUGUCCCUGGAGGGGCAAAGAGGGUGCCCUCACCUAGCACAAAGCCUCGUGGUUCUCAGGUUCAAGUUCAGGACCCUGCUUGGAGAAGAGGCGAGGUAUUAAAGAGAUGCCAGGGCCCUCCCCGCCGGUGUGUGUUUAUGACGUCGAUAGCUUCAGGAGGUGUCUUCUCACUCUUCCAUGAAGACCCCGGGUCGCCCAGGGGCCUCUAGAGGCCCCAGCAUGCCUCCUUUUGGGGGAACAGCAGGAAUCGGCUGGCUUGUAGGCUGGCCCUCUCUCUGGGUGAGACCCGAGCGAUAGCCUGCCGGAUGUCGGCCGUCACAUGGAAGCAGCAGGCCCUGUGCUGGGGACUCCCACAGGUGAGCUCACUGAAUCCUUUCCACACUCCUAAGAAGCGUUUGUGACUGUCACCAGAGGAGAGAAGUCAUUUGCCCACAGUCCCACAGCUAGUAAAGGGAGAGCCAGGGUAUAAAUUGGCUCUUAUUUUCCUGUCAUUCUGUCAGAUUUUCCCAUAACCGCAGAGACUAGGAUGAAACAAGUAGCCUGAUGGGUCUUGUAAAGCCCAAAGCGGACCAGGGUAAAUGCAAACUUUCUCACAGCUCCGUGUUUUUACUUUGACAAUUUACACAAUAUUUGCAUUCCACUCUAAUUUAGCCCGAUUUAAUAUGACUGUAAAUAUUUUUUAACCACAUACCCUGUCCCUCAUGUGGCUUGGACCCCCUCAACUCGCUAUACUGAGCCCUGCGGGGUUAUAUCCUAGUUUGAGGGUCACAACCCCUGGCCAAUCUGCUUCCUCUGGAGACCAGUUCCAGACCCACAGUCAAGUCCAGCUCACCUUCCCCUCAGCAGAUCCUCUGGUGUGGGGGUACCCUGACCUCGCUGUUCAUGGGUUGCUCUCAGUUCGAGUCUCCUCCAGUUGGAUGCUGGGAAGAGCCCACCGACACACACCAGAAUGAUGUGCUCUCUGGUGUGGCGAAAGAUGAGCCCGUAAAUCCCCAGAAGGGGAAGGAGAAGAUGGACACAGCCCUACUCAGCAGGUUCCUGAAUGCUGGGACUUCUAGAAGGUAGUGCCCUUUGUCCAGGUGGAGUCCAGCAUGGUUGCUGUUGUGGGCAGCUCUGAGGACACACUGCACAUGAGCGUCUGGGGUCAGGAAGGUGCCUCGCUUUGCUUCAACCACACAGGUUUCCUGGGUUCCCAUGAUGCCCUGGGCCUUCCCUGGAGGGGCCGCUACCAGAAAGCACAGGUUACUAUGGAACAGUUCAUCUACUUCUUGGCUAUAGAAUGUUAGGCCAACCACUUAAUGGGAAAAAGAUAUGAAAAGAAGAGCCUUGGCCAAGUACAAGAGAUUUGGAAAGCUUCAGAAAGAAAAAUAGGAAGGCAAGGCCAAGAAGUGGGGACCCAAAAGGAAUACUCAGAAUCGAGGGUGCAUGGGGACAACUGGACAAAGUGGUCACUUCUCUGACACAACAGGACAGGGGGGUGGGGGAGGACUGGUCAGAACCACCUGGAGUAAGGAUGUUGCCUCACGAUAAGUCUCAGUGUCUUAGAGCAAAGAUGAUCAUUUUCCUUCUGACCAGUCAUGUUUAUGCAUCAUCCAUUCCCUGUUGCUCAGCUAGCUCUUGCUGUGUGUCCUCACCAGGACCCACCUCUCCCCAGCUCUGGCUGAGUGCCUGCUGUGUGCAAAGAGGUGUCAGCCUAGCAAGGCUGCUGCAGACAGCGGGAGUGAGGCCUGGGGGCAGCGGCCCAGCACUUCUCAUGUCAUCUCCAGCAGGAACUGCCCAGCCCAGAUCCACAGACACUGAAGGAGAGUGAGAAGUCUGCACCUCGCUACCUUAGAACAGGAGGAGGAAAGCCACACCCCCUUAGCCUGCAUCUGGCCACUCCGGCUGGACAGACAGGCCAUCAGCAACACCCAGAUGAGUCAGAAGUAAUGUCAUGGAACACACAGAAGAUUCCCAGGGUAAAAUGAGCAGGGUGUUAAUCCUCAGCCGUGAGGCCAACAGAUUGUAUUGGCCCAGCAUCCUUAGGGGCAAAUGGGCAACCCAAGUAGCAGGGCAGUUCAGAAGGUGAAACAUAGUAAUUUCACCCCAGACUUGCCUUCCUCAUCAUCUGGCUUCCCUGAGCUCCUCCACCCACGAUGCCAGCUCCAAACCACAGCCAGGUAAAACAGGGAAAUAGGGAGAGCAAACCCAAUGAGAGGGGACCAGCCGAGAUUCAGCCUUUUCCUGAUUCCCAUUCUAGGGUUCCACAUCAGAGGGGUUUUUGUGUUCACUUAUCUAGAAGUGACAGAAGGCAGGGCCUUGCCUUCCCCUACCAGACACCUGCCUUGAGGUCAAGCAUUGUUUGAGCAGCAGGGAGAGAAGUCAGUGGCAGAGAAUGGAAGGGGCUCCACUUGCCUCUGGCACAAAUUUCGGGCUCAUGGACACAACCCUUAGAAGCACAGCAGGGGUACCUCAGCCUCAUUUGUGCGCACGAGCAGACUCUCUUCUGGUUUAUCAGUAACCAGCGGUAGACUUUGGCAGGGCAUUGGCUGGCUGUAUGACCCUCUUGUAGAGACCAAGACCAUCUGUAUUCCUCCUGCCUACCCCCAGAAGAGGCAGGAAGAGGUCAUCAGAGGGACCACAUUCACCCCCUAGAAGCCAUUCCAUGAAUGUUAGAUCCCCAAGAGGAGCAGUCAGUGCCCCAGGUCUGGCAUCUUAGUUAUCUAAGAGGUUGGGGGUAGCUCAUUGGGCCUGAUUCAGGAGGUGUGGGAGGACUUGGGAUGGCAGAGGAUGGGUAGGGAAGAGCUAUAGGGGCUGGAUUACCAGGGAACAUCCUGCUGGAUCUGAGAGCGGCCGUGUGGGGUGGAACUGAAUCCUGAUCCUUGGUUGGAUUAUGCGGAGAAUUAGGGUCUGGGGGCCUUAGAGUGUUGGAAAGGAAGGCAUUGGUACGAAGGGUGCAGCUCAUGGUAAUUACUGUAAUUCAUGGCUCCUUGGUGAGUGGCACUCUUAGAUCUGGGGGAGGAGGGGCGUGUGAAGUAACCCACCAAAACUGCAACACUGAGUCCCUGCACAUGUUCCUCAGUGCCUUUGGGCUUGUGAGCACAAAUCAGGGGACCCCUCCAGUGAUGGUUCGAUAAACUCUCAGUGCCUACCAUGCCCCACCCUCCCGUGGAGGAUUAACGAUAUAAGCUGUUCCUUGGGUCAAAGCCCCCAGGGCAGUCCGGAGGCUCAGAGGGCAAGGUGGUGUCCUCCCAGGUCAAAUCAGCCUUCGGAAGGGUCAGACACAACCCCAGUGCCCACAUCCUCCAUGGGCCUGUAGGGUGUCAGAAAACUCAAGCACAGUUUGCCAGUCCCAGGCCACUCCCAUGAGUGGAACUAGGAUCAGUGGGUGAAGCUGAAUACAAGGACAAACUUGCUGUCUGCCAGAGGGGAUGAGCUGCCCAUCUCAGCAGCGGUCCAGCAGAAGCCUGACUCUCUUUAAAGGGAAACAGGAGCAUUGCUGAAAUGGCCUUUAAGUUGCUUCCCCCAUGAGUGUGUGAGAUCUUCUGCAACUGGGAUCAUGUUUGAACUCUUUCAUUCCUGCAGAGCACAAAGCCAAGCAGGUUGUGCUUGGUUUAUGCAGGCGCAAGCUCCUUGCUCCCCUGUCUGACUCUCCCCACCACGCAGGCCCAGAUGCUGCCCUGGCUACAUAUCCAGGGCUCAUCUGGGCCAGGUAUCAGCAAAUAGCCCCAAAAGAAUAAAACCAAUUUGCAUAAAACCAUUGCCCACCAAGAUCUCUGAUUAGACCAACCAUAAUUCAGCCCCACUGGCCAACAAGGCCAUCGGUGAUAGCAGAACCAAUAAAGGUCCAAGCGGGACCCAGAGCAGGACUUUGCUUCUCAUAUCCAUUAUCUCCACAGGUUAGUUCUAUCCCCAUUCCCCACUCGAGGCCUGUUGGAGCAGAUUGCAAAACAAAAGCACAGUAACUCUGUUGACACACAAUUAUAGUCAUCCCCAUUAUUAUCCAGUUCAUUGCCAGGUGGAUCAGGCUAACCCAUAUUGGCAAUCAGACUCAAAAGCACUUUCCCACCUUCUCUUUCCACCCUACAUCUUACUACCCAAUGAAAGGCAAAGGGUCGGGCUUCAUCUCUCAUUGCCUUGACUACUGGACACCAUCAUGGCUCUCUAGAGCCAUCAUGGGGUCCCACUGAGCUCCACGGAGACUGACACUUUCACAUCCACUGGGCAUAUGCCACCGCCUGAGACCCAAGUCUCCACGGCCUCCUCCAUGAACCCCAAUGGCCUGCAUUGUACAGUUUGGGUGUUGGAUAGAUAAAGCACGUAUGAGAAGAGAAAACAAAAUAAAUCAACUUUUCUAAAAAGCCAGCACUGUGCUGUCAAUGUUCUUUUUUUUUUUUCCUUUUCCUUUCCAAUUCUAGCUUAAAAAAAAAGCAGAAGGUAAAUAAUGUUGGGUCAAUGAAUAUCAGAUAUAUUUUUUGACUGUACAUUACAGUGAAGUGUAAUGUUUUUACACCCGCAAGUCCAUCUUAUUUAUUCUUGUAAAUGUCCCCUGACAAUGUUUGUAAUAUGGCUGUGUUGGAAAUCUAUACAAUAAAGCUGUGACCCUGAGAUCUCUGUUUUCCUAA
Molecule: messenger RNA, 12478 nt
Organism: Phyllostomus discolor (pale spear-nosed bat)
Lineage: Eukaryota; Metazoa; Chordata; Mammalia; Chiroptera; Phyllostomidae
Gene: PTPRT
Product: protein tyrosine phosphatase receptor type T
Exons: 33
Coding region: 152-4594 (1480 amino acids)
Biological process (GO): protein dephosphorylation
Cellular component (GO): membrane
Molecular function (GO): protein tyrosine phosphatase activity; protein binding
Source: RefSeq, a predicted model, not a curated record